AGGACCAGGACUACUUUUAUGACUUUGGCCAAAAGUGACCAAGUCCUUAAAACAGAGGAGACUGGUUUUCUUUCUCUUGGAGUUUCUGAAACAACUUGUAAAGCACUUGUUGAUGCGUUUGACAUACAUAUUCCUACAGCCAUUCAACGCAAAGCCAUUCCUGCUAUAUCAGGUGGUGCCAACGUCAUAGUUGGUGCCGAAACAGGCUCUGGUAAAAGCCUUGCGUAUUUAAUUCCCAUCAUAGAAAGGCUUAAACUGCAAGAGGAAUUACAAUCCUUUAUUCGAAAACCAAAGAAACCUAGAGCUUUAGUAUUUGUUCCUACGAGGGAGUUGGGCGAACAGUUACUAAGAGUAUUGAAAGCUCUUUCUCAUCACAUCAAGUUCAGAGCAGUUUCAUUAUUGGGUGGACGACUUAGUUUUGUUCAACAGAAAAAGUCUUUGGAAGAAAAUGUUGAUAUUGUUGUUUGUAGUCCAAGUAGACUAGUCAAGCAUGCUGUAUCAGGGAACAUAUAUUUUGGCGAUAUCCGUUUUAUUGUGUUGGAUGAAGUAGAUGCCUUAUUAGGAGAUGAUUUUGUUCGGGAUUUGGAUGUUUUACUAGCAAAGUUGCCAAAGAAAGAAGAAAAAAUACAGUUUAUUGCGGUUGGUGCCACACAUCCCAAGCAGGUCUUUCCUAUUUAUGAAAAAUACUUACCAAAUGCAAAACUUGUCAACGAUAAACUUCAUUUACUACCUGUGAAUACAAAACAUGUUUUUGUGAAUAUUCAAGGUGAUGAUGCUACUCAGGAGUUGAUAAGUCUAUUGCAACAAGAAGAAGAGAAAGAGAAUCCUAGGACUUCCAAUCGUAUCAUAGUGUUUUGUAAUACAGUUGCAAGUUGCCGGUUUGUGGAACAUUAUUUAUCGGAAAGAGGUUAUCAUACAAUCAAUUAUCACGGAGAAAUACCACCAAAGAAGAGAAAGGCUUUGUUUUCCGAAUUCUUAACCCAAAAACAUGUCAUACUGAUUUGUACAGAUGUUGGAGCCAGAGGUCUAGAUAAUGUUUCAGUAAAUUUAGUGUUGAACUUUGAAUUUCCAACUUGUGUGGUUGAUUAUAUUCAUCGUGCUGGUAGAACAGGACGUGCUGGGAAUUCAGGUAAAGUAGUAAGCUUCAUUCGAAAGAAGGAUCUAUCGUUGGCUCGAGCCAUAGAAAGCGGUAUCUCUCAGAAAAAGGAUCUCUUAGAGUAUACUGCACAGUUGAAAAGGAAACCAAACUGAUCAAAUCAGUUCACUGAUAUUUUAAU
Molecule: messenger RNA, 1277 nt
Organism: Galdieria sulphuraria
Lineage: Eukaryota; Rhodophyta; Bangiophyceae; Galdieriales; Galdieriaceae
Product: ATP-dependent RNA helicase
Exons: 2
Coding region: 19-1251 (410 amino acids)
Molecular function (GO): nucleic acid binding; ATP binding
Source: RefSeq, a predicted model, not a curated record